AUGACUGCUAGUCUAAGCAAGCUGGGCAUUCAAGGCCGCAGGAUGUCAGCACCGAUCUGGGACAUGAUUGCUGCCACGCAUCGACCACGCUCGGAAGAUGAUAUCAGAGGUGUCCGCCAAAGGACAUGUUCUAACGUUAACGGAGCUGAAUCUGUCUGCAUGUCAACCCCGGACCCAACCGUCAGCCCUACUCCUUGGCUGCAGCGAUCAAUACAGUACCCGCAGUUUUCACAGAUCACAUGCACAGCGCAACGUCUUGUCCGGCGGGUUGACAAGCAGGAAUCAAUACCAAUGUGCGCUGCCACCGGCUGCUUAACACAGAAAAGUGACGACAUACCAAAGGAAAGGCACUGUCACGGCCUCCAUUCUCACGGCCGCCAUUCUCACGGCCUCCUUUUUCAAUCUGCCUACCCUACAGGGGUUUUUUGUUUCUGGUUCACGGUACACUGUGCGAUCAACCACUGGCCGACAUGGACCCUCAUCUGGAAGCGCAUAAGGCCAAACGUCGUUUGA
Westerdykella ornata is the source of this 513-nucleotide messenger RNA. RefSeq lists its product as uncharacterized. The record is from RefSeq and is a predicted model, not a curated record. NCBI's taxonomy places the organism in Eukaryota, Fungi, Ascomycota, Dothideomycetes, Pleosporales, Sporormiaceae. The transcript is spliced from 4 exons. Bases 1 to 513 code for a protein of 170 amino acids.